Pterocles gutturalis (yellow-throated sandgrouse) is the source of this 323-nucleotide messenger RNA. Its product is annotated as nucleoredoxin-like protein 1. Lineage: Eukaryota; Metazoa; Chordata; Aves; Pterocliformes; Pteroclidae. The transcript has a single exon. Gene Ontology annotation, cellular component: mitochondrion. Gene Ontology annotation, biological process: photoreceptor cell maintenance. The record is from RefSeq and is a predicted model, not a curated record. The annotation marks the transcript as partial.
AUGGCCGCCCUCUUCACCGGGAAAAUCCUGACGGUCAACCGGGAGCAGGACGAGUUGGAGACGGACCGGGAACUGCUCCGGGCGCUGGAGAACAAGGUUUUGCUUCUUUACUUCGGCUCCGCGCAGUGCCCGCGAUGCCGCCGCUUCUCCCCGCUCCUCAAGGAAUUUUUCAUCCGUCUCACCGACGAAUUUUACGUGGAACGAGCCUCGCAGCUGGCGCUGGUCUACGUGUCCCGCGACGAGACGGAGGAGCAGCAGAGCGCCUUCCUCCAAACCAUGCCGCGCCGCUGGCUGGCCGUGCCCUUCGGGGACGCUUUCAAAAG